Messenger RNA from Capsaspora owczarzaki ATCC 30864, 388 nucleotides. Its product is annotated as barrier-to-autointegration factor. NCBI's taxonomy places the organism in Eukaryota, Filasterea, Ministeriida, Capsasporidae. Gene Ontology annotation, molecular function: DNA binding. The transcript has 3 exons. The coding region runs from base 30 to 308 and encodes 92 amino acids. The record is from RefSeq and is a predicted model, not a curated record.
ACUUUUUCAAAGUCCAACCAAAACCAAACAUGGCUGAAACCACCUCGCAAAAGCAUCAGAACUUCAUCAAGGAACAGAUGAGGGACAAGCCCGUCAACCAAGUCGCCGGCAUUGGCGAGAAGAUUUCGGGCGAGCUGAACGACCAGGGCUUCAAGUACGCCUACCAGCUGCUCGGCCAGUUCCUCAUUCUCAACAAGAACGAGGGUGAUUUCCUCGAUUGGUUCAAGGAGGUUGCUCCUAGCGCAAACUCCAAGCACCGUCAAGACGCAUACGAGUGCCUGUCCAAGUGGUGCGAGCUCAUGCUUUAAAAAGCCACCGUCUGAAUGAAAUGGGGUGUUUGCACAUCUGCGUGACGAAGCGUAUCAAAAUAUAUAAUGUUUAACAAGUC